UUUUAAUCUAAUCAACUAUCGCUCUCCUGGGUUCCAUUUUGACGGACGAAACACCUUUGUUAUAGUUGAACCUCCGUAUUGAUGUCAAGAUCUCCUAUAUGGCCAGUGAUGGUCUCGGUCGUAGCUAUGGACAAGCGGGAAUCUACGGCAAUGCAACACGAGCACCGGUAUCAAUUCAUCCACCUCUUUUAACGGUUCUCGAUUCGUCUUCAAGAAAGCAUAUUCCGAAUGUGGAGCUUAGGCGGCAGCGCUGUGCACCCGACAUCUUUAUUCCUUUGGCAAAAGGUGUAACCAACUCGGACGGGAGAUGUCCAGACCGUCUUCCGCCUCUGGAGAUCUCAGAAGAAACGAGACGUCUGCUCAUUGCUGGGUCAUACAAGGUAAUUUUCAGGAUCAAGGAAUAUUUCGAGAGCAAAGGACAGAAGUGCUUUUACCCAUGGGUCGAGAUAACAUUCAAUCUCGAAAAUCCUGCAGAAAAUUAUCACAUUCCUCUUCUCAUUAGCCCCUACUCCUUUACAACAUACCGUGGCAGCUCAGCGUGCUGAGCCCAACGUCGAUUCAUGAAUAAAUGUACUGUAUUACUAGGCUAGCCAAAAUGAAUCAGUUCCAAAAGGUCUGAAAA
Molecule: messenger RNA, 622 nt
Organism: Guyanagaster necrorhizus
Lineage: Eukaryota; Fungi; Basidiomycota; Agaricomycetes; Agaricales; Physalacriaceae
Product: Hydroxyisourate hydrolase
Exons: 6
Coding region: 99-545 (148 amino acids)
Biological process (GO): purine nucleobase metabolic process
Molecular function (GO): hydroxyisourate hydrolase activity
Source: RefSeq, a predicted model, not a curated record